Echinococcus granulosus is the source of this 96-nucleotide messenger RNA. RefSeq lists its product as hypothetical. The record is from RefSeq and is a predicted model, not a curated record. The transcript is spliced from 2 exons. The coding region runs from base 1 to 96 and encodes 31 amino acids. Lineage: Eukaryota; Metazoa; Platyhelminthes; Cestoda; Cyclophyllidea; Taeniidae.
AUGGAGGUUUUAAAAAGCCGUGAUUGGAUUUGUAGUGAAUAUUGGCCUAAGAAAGUCACUGCUGUUGAAGACGGUGUUGAUGAUAAGGAUGAGUGA